Candoia aspera is the source of this 495-nucleotide messenger RNA. RefSeq names its product cytochrome b-c1 complex subunit 6, mitochondrial. The coding region runs from base 48 to 320 and encodes 90 amino acids. Lineage: Eukaryota; Metazoa; Chordata; Lepidosauria; Squamata; Candoiidae. The record is from RefSeq and is a predicted model, not a curated record. Gene Ontology annotation, biological process: mitochondrial electron transport, ubiquinol to cytochrome c. The transcript has 4 exons.
CGCGUGUCCUCUCGUAGCUAAAUCGGGGUUGAAGAAGUCUUGCUGAAAUGGGUAGGGAGGACGAAAAGGCAGUUGAAAGCCGCUGCGACGACCCUGAGGAGGAGGAGGAAGAAGAAGAACUUGUGGAUCCUUUAACAAUUGUCAGGGAAGAGUGUGCAAAGAUAGAAGAAUGUGGAAAAGCUCUGGAGCGUUUAGAGCAGUGUAAUACUCGAGUAUCCUCCAGAACUCAAACACUGGAAGAGUGUACAGAGGAGCUCUUUGAAUUCCUGGAAGCUAGAGACCAUUGUGUAUCUCGGAAACUCUUCUCCAAACUGAAAUAAAUGUUUAUUCAACCACAUCUACUCCUUCACAUCUGACAAAAACUUCAUAGAUAUGUGACCUGCUUCUGUGAAAGAUUGAACCUGUGUUUCAUAGUAUUCUGUAUUCUGCAGAAGAUUUGCAACAUUAACCAUUUCUGUACAUUUCCACAUUAAACAUUUACUGUAAAAUAUAAAA